CCUAACAAUGGCUGCUUGUUCCACACCUUCAUCAUUCCCGACGCUAACCUACUCCGCAUCCGCAGUACAGACGCAAGACCUUACUCCUUCCAUUCUAUCCUUCAAAUCCAACACACUCACCUUUUCUCUUUGCCCACUUGUUCUGAACACUUCCAGACACAGAAAGUCCCUCCUCGAUUGGUGUAUUCCAUGUCCCCAAAGAGAUUCCAACCAUGUUAUGGCUGCCAUGGCUGAUACUGCCACUGCUUCCCCUCCUAAACUCAAGAAAGGAAUAGCUGUUUUUCCUCUUAAGAUGGAUAGAAUUAGGUCUAAGAGAUUCUUGGAAAUUCAAAAGUUAAGGAAAACUGAGAAAGAGUAUGAUGUAAAGACAGCCAUAUCUUUGUUAAAGGAAAUGGCAGCUUCAAAAUUUGUGGAGACAGCUGAAGUUCAUUUCCGCAUUAACAUUGAUCCUUCAGAUUCUACCAUAGCUUUAGGUCAAGAAAAUUCCAAAAGUCAACUUCUUUAA
Messenger RNA from Hibiscus syriacus, 505 nucleotides. RefSeq names its product 50S ribosomal protein L1, chloroplastic-like. Lineage: Eukaryota; Viridiplantae; Streptophyta; Magnoliopsida; Malvales; Malvaceae. The record is from RefSeq and is a predicted model, not a curated record. The transcript is spliced from 2 exons. The coding region runs from base 8 to 505 and encodes 165 amino acids.